This is a messenger RNA of Cydia strobilella, 2196 nucleotides long. It is a transcript of the gene cort, whose product is annotated as protein cortex. Bases 132 to 1448 code for a protein of 438 amino acids. The transcript is spliced from 10 exons. Gene Ontology annotation, biological process: positive regulation of anaphase-promoting complex-dependent catabolic process; anaphase-promoting complex-dependent catabolic process; positive regulation of ubiquitin protein ligase activity. NCBI's taxonomy places the organism in Eukaryota, Metazoa, Arthropoda, Insecta, Lepidoptera, Tortricidae. The record is from RefSeq and is a predicted model, not a curated record. Gene Ontology annotation, cellular component: anaphase-promoting complex. Gene Ontology annotation, molecular function: anaphase-promoting complex binding; protein binding; ubiquitin ligase activator activity.
AAAUACCUCUUAUUUCAAAACAUUCACUUCCAACCGACUACGAUAAAUAAAUAAUUGUAUUUUUGAUUUACCAUCUUAUUUCCAAACUGUUUAUCUAAACGUUAAACAUAAGUGAACUGCGACAUUGACAAAUGGACAUAAAUGCAUUUGGUAAAAAAACUAGCGGAUUGCAGCGGCCUCGCGUUGAUCGCUUCGUGGCGCCGCGCGAGUCCUUCGAUGAGCUGAGGCGGCGGCAGCACGUGUUCGCCCGUAAGCAGCAAUCUGGAAGCAUCUGGCAUGGCAAAUACGUGAAACAGAAACAGUACGUGAGCCACAUCGACAAAGCCUUUGGGCUAGAAACACCAGCACCUUUACAACCUGAACAAACUUGGCCCUGCGUGCCGCGCACUCGCACUUUUCUAUCUUCAGCUGAUAACGUCCUGGAUCUACCAACUUACAGCUCCGCUGCUUUUCCAGAACUCCUCGACUGGAGCAACGACGACAUCCUGGUUGCAGCACUUGGCAACAAAUACUACAAGUGGAGCUGGCAUUCACAGAGCCCUAUAGGCAAUGGCUUCACCCUCUUUAGCACCGCAUGCUGUAGAUUUGACCCUACAGGGGAAAGGCUAGCACUAGGAACCGACAUGCAGCGAAUAGAGGUGCACAAUGCGUGGAGCAAAUGGGUAUCUGGGGGUUGGUGCCGCUGCGCCACCAAGUCGCUACCGCCCACCUGUCUGGUCACCGCUCUGGACUGGAGCCCCACGGGAAACUCCAUCGUCACCGGCUGUUCCCGAGGAAUGAUCACCGCUUUCGACCGCGACGCCACACCUAUCAGCUACCGGCAAGCCACCAACUUCGCCAUCUUUCUUGUGCGGGUGUCCCCAGACGCGCGCUACGUGGCCGCAGCCGCCGUCAACAGUUCGCAGGUGCUGGUGAUGUUAUGGCCGUCUCUGGUAGAAUCCAGAGCCAUCAGUUCUGACUGGAGGGUAAAGACUAUAGCCUGGCACCCGUGGCGUAGUGCUCUCCUCGGCAUCGGCGGAGUCACGGAAAACAAAUCCUGGAUAGCACUCUGGGAUGCCCCACGAGCCACUGUGCGCGCUACCACUACCGUCAGCGACUAUAGCCUGGAUACUAUGUUAUUCAGCCAUCGGACUGGGGAACUAGUGCUCAGUCUCUGGAACACAGAGCAAAUGGGGUACCCAAAAGCGUGCUCUCAGCUGGUGGUAAUGAGCGGACCAGACUCUGUGGUGGACCAGUGGGGGGAGGGCAGAUACGGCGUCGACCGCAUCAGGACUAUGGUCUUCAGCUCUGAUGGCACUAAGCUGGCGACAGCCACAGCAGACGAAGACCUAAUAAUCUGGAAUUUCCUACCUCCGGACAACAAACCUAACAAGAACACGAAACGGAGAAGAUUCUCCGCCAUCCCCACCUACAUCGACCAGAGCUUACACGGCUUCUCCGUUCGAUGAUUUUGAGUUUUUUCAGUGUAAUGUUCUUGUGAUAGGAAAAAUAAGUAAUAGGUCAUUAUUUAAGUUACAAUUCCUACUUACCUAGUACUUUACUAGCAGUGCGCAGUGGUUCGUUUUAUAUGGGAUUAUUCCAAAGUCAUCAUCGGAUUCACGCAUAAAACGUUGUCGUUUAAACAAUAUGGCCACUCGAACUUAACUAUCGUGAGACAUAUUUCAAAAUAUUUAGAUAAGUACCGUACUUAUCUAAAUAUUUUGAAAUAUGGCCCCUAUUUAUAAGGUGGUGAUUUUAUAAACUGCUCCCGUUACAGAUUUGGCCGCAAUAAGGCUAAGAUAAGCAUCAAUUUUAUUGACACACAUUAGUCAUAGUCAAUCUAGAUAACUUUUAAUCCUCAGGAAUUUCUCUAUAUUGAACGGUUUUUAACAACAUACAUCAUAUUUAGGAAAUGUUGUCGAAGUAAAUAUAAAAGUAUAAUAAUUCAAUACUUAUUAAUUUCAGUACCGUUUACCGGUCAACUAGUUACUAGAGCAUUGAAACGAACAUAAUAGCAAUAUACAACAUACUUGUUCUUAUAUUUUAAAUGGCAGUAUCUCGACUGGUUCAAUCAUUUGUAAAAUAUUAAUUUUUGACUGUAUCUAUGAUAUAUUAUUAAUUCUACGCAUGUCUCAUUAUUAUAUUCUUUGAUAGAAUUUUAAAUGUAAUUAUGUUAAUUAAAUAUGGUUUUAUUUUUGUUGAUGAUAAUGAAAUACA